AUGACCUGCGGAUCAGGAUUCCGUGGCCGCGCCUUCAGCUGCGUUUCCGCCUGCGGACCCCGGCCCGGCCGCUGCUGCAUCACGGCCGCCCCCUACCGCGGCAUCUCCUGCUACCGCGGCCUCACCGGGGGCUUCGGCAGCCGCAGCGUCUGCGGGGGCUUCCGUGCCGGCUCCUGCGGCCGCAGCUUCGGGUACCGCUCCGGCGGCGUGGGCGGCCUCAGCCCUCCCUGCAUCACCACCGUGUCAGUCAAUGAGAGCCUCCUCACGCCCCUCAACCUGGAGGUCGACCCCAAUGCGCAGUGCGUGAAGCAAGAGGAGAAGGAGCAGAUCAAGUGUCUCAACAACAGGUUCGCUGCCUUCAUCGACAAGGUGCGCUUCCUGGAGCAGCAGAACAAGCUGCUGGAGACCAAGCUGCGGUUCUACCAGAACCGCCAGUGCUGCGAGAGCAACCUCGAGCCCCUGUUCAGUGGCUACAUCGAGACGCUGAGGCGGGAGGCUGAGUGUGUAGAGGCUGACAGCGGAAGGCUGUCCUCAGAGCUCAACAGCCUGCAGGAGGUGCUGGAGGGCUACAAGAAGAGGUAUGAGGAGGAAGUUGCUCUGAGAGCAACAGCCGAGAAUGAGUUUGUGGCUCUGAAGAAGGAUGUGGACUGUGCCUACCUCCGCAAAUCAGACCUUGAGGCCAAUGUGGAGGCCCUGAUUCAGGAGACUGACUUCCUUCGGCGACUGUAUGAGGAGGAGAUCCGAGUUCUCCAAGCCCACAUCUCAGACACCUCGGUCAUCGUCAAGAUGGACAACAGCCGGGACCUGAACAUGGACAACAUUGUCGCUGAGAUCAAGGCUCAGUAUGAUGACAUUGCCAGCCGCAGCCGGGCUGAGGCUGAGAGCUGGUACCGCAGCAAGUGUGAGGAGAUCAAGGCCACAGUGAUCCGGCACGGGGAGACCCUGCGUCGCACCAAGGAGGAGAUCAAUGAGCUGAACCGCGUGAUCCAGAGGCUGACGGCUGAGGUCGAGAAUGCCAAGUGCCAGAACUCCAAGCUGGAGGCUGCAGUCACCCAGGCUGAGCAGCAGGGUGAGGCAGCCCUCGCUGAUGCCAAGUGCAAGCUGGCCGGGCUGGAGGAGGCUCUGCAGAAGGCCAAGCAGGACAUGGCCUGCCUGCUCAAGGAGUACCAGGAGGUGAUGAACUCCAAGCUGGGCCUGGACAUCGAGAUCGCCACCUACAGGCGCCUGCUGGAGGGCGAGGAGCAGAGACUGUGUGAAGGCGUUGGGUCCGUGAAUGUCUGUGUCAGCAGCUCCCGCGGCGGGGUCGUCUGCGGGGACCUCUGCGUGUCGGGCUCCCGGCCGGUGACGGGCAGCGUCUGCAGCGCCCCCUGCAGCGGGAACCUGGCGGUGAGCACCGGCCUGUGCGCGCCCUGCGGCCCCUGCAAUUCCGUCACGUCUUGCGGCCUGGGCGCGGGCGGCGUGGGCUCCUGCGGCAUCAGCUCCUACGGCGUGGGUUCCUGCGCCAGCGUCUGUCGCAAAUGUUAG
This is a messenger RNA of Budorcas taxicolor (takin), 1524 nucleotides long. Its product is annotated as keratin, type II cuticular Hb1. Bases 1 to 1524 code for a protein of 507 amino acids. Gene Ontology annotation, biological process: intermediate filament organization; keratinization. Gene Ontology annotation, cellular component: keratin filament. Gene Ontology annotation, molecular function: structural constituent of skin epidermis. NCBI's taxonomy places the organism in Eukaryota, Metazoa, Chordata, Mammalia, Artiodactyla, Bovidae. The record is from RefSeq and is a predicted model, not a curated record. The transcript is spliced from 9 exons.